Messenger RNA from Lecanosticta acicola, 1622 nucleotides. The record is from the annotation of a GenBank genome assembly. Lineage: Eukaryota; Fungi; Ascomycota; Dothideomycetes; Mycosphaerellales; Mycosphaerellaceae.
AUGUCUCACUCUCUUGAGCGUGUGCUCGGUGUGAGGCAGACUUCGAAGGCUGCCACCAGCCUUCCACUAGAGCUUCAGCAACAGGUGAGAGAGCAGCGUAUUCUAUGCAGCGGAGAAGCAGCGCUAACGUCCGCGGGCCUUAGAUCUUUUCAUACCUUGACACGCGAUCAUUCUACGCCGCUCGGAAAGUGUGCCAGUAUUGGCACUUCGCCUCGACCGACGCAGUGCCCUUGGCAAAGCAACUGCAGCGUCUGCCUAUCCUACCUCGUGUCGACGCGGCCACGUCAACCCCGUCCCAGCUUUACGACCUAUUCGACGAGGCGGCACGGACUCUGAUGGUGGGGGUGAAAACAGAGCGUACACACGAUAAGCCAGGGCUCCUGACGAAGGCAUCCAAGUUGGGAUUCCCGAUCAAUCCUCGGGUGACGGCCACGACGAACGGUAACAAGACAGUAACACUCAACGGACGCGUUAUCGGGCUAUUCGAUACAUCGGGGGAUACACCAGUCUGCCUUGCACAACGCCCGUUGAACGAUCUGAAAGAGACGGUCGGCUCCGGUCCAUGGCUCAAUAUCCAGCCCAAUUCAUACAACGAGCUAGCCCUUUCUUCUGACGGGAGCCUUCUCGCCAUAGCACAAGAGCGCACGAUACAGAUCUACAACCUGCUUGACGAGCCUGACAGCUUCACGAUCAGCGAGUAUGUCUCCAGCGCCUCGGGACACUACAUAUGUGGUCUUGACUUCGAACAAGACGACUACGUCCUGAGAGUUCGUUUGAGUGGCAAGGGUGCCGUCGUCUAUCUUGGUACCCCUCAAGGUGUGGAAGAGGCAGGAACAAAAGCAACCAUGCAACACUGGAAGAGCAGGGCAGGACUCAAACAUACCUUUGUCGACUCCUCGUUGCUCGCCGUCUCCUCAUCCUCGCGCAAUCCAGACGACCAUGCUCCUCGGAUUUCUGGACUUCAACUCCUUAGGCCCUUUGAGAACGGCUACCUCUUCGCUGGACAGAAGCAUGGCGGCGGUGAGAGUUCUCACUACAUCCUAGGACACGUCAAAUGCAGUAUCUCCGGCACCAGCCAGACACUCACAGCAGAACCCGCAAAUGUGGCCAUACUGGAACGGCUGGAGAGCUUUCUAAGCAGCUGGGAUUUCACUCUAGACUCUUCAUCGGAAGGAGGCAUAGGGCUGUGGGAGAACAUGCCGAGUGCACAUGAACAUCAUCCUCGAUUCACCAUGACGCUGGACAAGUGCUUUCUGGCUCUCGCCGAGCGAGACAAGAAGCGCAUCCGGCCGGCGCCUCUCACGCAGCUUUUCGUCUACCGUCUGCCAACGGAGCAGGAGCUCCGCGCCACACUCGCACAAACACAAGCCGAUCGGAAGGGGACAUGGACGACACUUGCUGGCUUCCUAGACAAACUUGAGACCGAGAGGCCGCAAGCAGAGCACCAGCCGGUCGUUCCCCCUCCACGCCUCCAAUACACCGUUCCGCGAGUGCCACUCUGCCUCAGUACCAUUCAGGGAGACAUCACGGACAUGACCUUCCACAGCGUGGACGAAUCGACAUGCUCGAUCAGCGCCUCGACGGACGAGACGACUCGGACGUGGCUGCUUCAAGAAAUGUAA